This is a messenger RNA of Daphnia magna, 2587 nucleotides long. RefSeq lists its product as uncharacterized. The record is from RefSeq and is a predicted model, not a curated record. Lineage: Eukaryota; Metazoa; Arthropoda; Branchiopoda; Diplostraca; Daphniidae. The transcript has 15 exons. Bases 51 to 2267 code for a protein of 738 amino acids.
UUAAAACCGAAACAAACGAGCAUCGAUGUCAACAAUCAACAAAGGUGAAAAUGGCGUCAACUUCUGCUGCUUUGGAAGGCUUACCUAAACAGUUUGUGGCAUCUAUGAAAACUCUGUUCGAUGUAAUGGACGAUAGGAAUAGUGGAUACGUCAAACUUACAGAUUUGGAAAAUUUCUGGAGUGAAGAAGGCCUUUCUGGUCUACCUAAAGGUGUGAUUGAAAGCUUACGUAAAGUGACUCCUACAUCUGGUUUGCUUUCGUUUGAAAGAUUUUGUGCUGGUUUAAAAAUUUGCCUGCUUAGAUAUCAAUCUGAUCAACAGAAAGUUGAUUUAAAAGUUCCUCUGCGAUCCCCUUCUGCUCCUAUUCUGGAUCUAGAAAAUGGGUCCACCCCACCGCCAAUCCCUCCACCCAUUCAUCCUCGUAGUCCUACAGCUACUGUAAGGCCAAACAAUGCCCUUAUGCUACAUAGCAGGACACUCAGCAUGCCUUUAUUGGCAGCCAAUCAACUAGCAGCAACUGAAGAAGAGCCACCUCCUGUUCCAGUGCACAUGAGAAAACCGGAAACAUCUACUGCAAUAAAAGAAAGAAGAGCAGGAAUACACAGUGUCUAUGGCAAUGUUCCACUGUUCAGGAACACUCCUCCCCCACUGGUUCCAAUGAUGGGGCCUCCAAAACCUCCUCGUGUAGUGCAAUCUUCAGCUCCUCAGAAUAAUGUUAUCACCAAUGGAGCCCUGAUGAUGAGAACGCGUUCCGAAAUAUCAACUCGUACUAUGGCUCCAACCAAGGGUAUUGUAAUCGAGAACAAGAACCCCUUACCGGUGGCCUCCAUAGCAGAGAGAUUAAUAGCUAAAGCCGAAUAUACAAUUUCCACGCUAAAAAUUUACUGUUUCAGAGGAAAUAAUAAAGGCGUUGGCAGUGGAGUAUCCGGUAAAAAAAGAGAACCACGGCGACACACUUUACAGAAUGGAAUUGACCAGAGCAUGCUACGCAGGAUUCACAUGUUAGAACAAGAGCGUCAAGUGCUUACUAGUGGUUUGCAGGCAUUGGAUAGAGCCCGGGAUUGGUUUAACUCACAGUUGAUCGAUGUUAAAGAUAGAAUCGAAUCGUUUGGAAAAUCUACGGUUGGCUCAAACGAUUAUUCAACCGACGCAGCAUCAGAGCGUUUGGGUUUCAAAAUCUCCCGAAUAGAGGAUGUUAGCCGGCAACUCCUUGUACUUAUUGAAAAUGCUGAUCGCGGAUUCCCUGCCCAUAUGAAUCUCGCUUUGGCCGAUCGUAAAAAAGUUACCAAAGCUCCUGGCGAUGGAGGUAUUGACGAAAACAACGAAGAGGAAGUCAACCGUAUCCUCCGUCGUUUAAAAAUUCAGAAUCAUCAAUUGACCGAAGAGGUUGGCCGAAAAAGUGAACGAAUCACUAUGCUAGAAAAGGAAAAGGGAUCUCUCAUACGCGAACUUUUUCAAGUCCGAAGUCAACCAUCUAACAGAACAAACAGCAACCAUCAUACAGCAGAUGAUAAUACGUUGAUGACCCGUCGUAAAGCGAGCUCCGAAAAGGAAUAUGAGGACAAUGCAUCGUCUUGCAGUACUCCGCCUGCCAAAGACAAGGAAAAUUGCUUCCCUUCAUCCAUUAGAGAAAGACCAUCAUCUGAUGACGAUCAACAACAGCGGCAGAUCAUUGCGUUACGGAAAGAUUAUGACCAAAAUGUUGCAAUGACCAUAAAGGAUAUGCUUGCAAAUAAACAAGUUAUGAUUGAAAAGCUAACAGUGCGAUUCUAUACGGCAUCAUUGAUGAAGAUGCCAGAGAAAAUUAAGAAGAUGAAAUGGGCUGAUUAUUUGAAAAUGAAGGAAAAUGUCAGUCAAGAAACUCCCAAUGUUUUGCCACAAAAUGACAAUCCUUCACAAGAAUCAAUUUCUGGCCUUCACACUUUUGCAGUUCCAACAGGGCUAUCUAAAAUGGAAACCCCUGCAUUACGAUCCUCUUCACGAUUAGCAAAAAAUAAAAUUCCUAUCAUCACCCCAAAAUUUGAUCCAUCCACUGGUGCUAUCAUUAACAAAAGGCUUCCAAAGCCAGGAGAGGUGUUAUUUUCCCUUAAGGGUAGCCCAGUUGCUAGUAACACACAUUCGGCAAAGCUGUCUGCACGGGAGUUGUCUAGCCUAGCCGCAACAGAAGAUAAGGACCUAGUUGUUGCUUUCUUGAAGAAACCAGAAAAUUUUAACACGUUCAAAGCUUUUGAGAAAACAUACAACAGUCACAAGAUGCGCAAAGAAUGAAAUGGCGAUUUUUGUGUUCUUUCCAUGCGGUCUUACCCGUCGAUCAAACAGAAUCCUUAUGACCAAUCGAUCAUCGAAAUCACACGUGUAUAAUCCCAUAUAAUACAAUUUAAAAAUAUUCACACAUUAUGUUCAGCUAACCAGGCAGGAGACACAAUGUUCUCUACAUUCGCUUCAUACUAAUGACGCAGUGUAUCCCAUGCGUUCUUUUUAGAUUUUAGAUAAAUAUUUCGGGAUUUGAGACAUACAAAUGUCAAUAAUUGUUACGGCCUUUUAACGUGCGAACUUCUUAAUAAUAAAAAAUGCUAUGUUGUGUGUGA